AUGGUUCGAAGUCUCAUACGAGCCGCUGAGAAUCCGCCAGACCUCACCACCCCAUAUAGACCUUCAUUCCGAGACGUCUUGUACUUCUUUUACGGCACACUGAUGGACCCCAAGACUCUUGCGCAUGUCCUGGGGCGUUCCGAUACACCUGAGCUUCGCCGGUGUUGCAUCUUUGCACACAAAAUUAUGCUCUGGGGAGAAUAUCCAGCACUCGUGGAGGGGCCCUUAGAGCAAACUGUUCACGGUGUAGUCGGCAAGAUCAAGUCAGCAAAGGAGGUCGGCAGGUUGGUUUCGUAUGAGACCGACGUUUACCGAGUCGACGGCUGUACUGUAUGGUUUGAUGAUGGUUCGAGCUCUUAUGCGGAAACAUUCGUUUGGUGCGACGAUGUGUCCCUCCUUCGCGACGGUUCGUUUGAUUUAAGGGAUUGGUUGCUGAAGCGGAAAGAGCUUGAGAUUCAGGAAGGCAAAUGA
Molecule: messenger RNA, 471 nt
Organism: Aspergillus thermomutatus
Lineage: Eukaryota; Fungi; Ascomycota; Eurotiomycetes; Eurotiales; Aspergillaceae
Product: gamma-glutamylcyclotransferase family protein
Exons: 1
Coding region: 1-471 (156 amino acids)
Source: RefSeq, a predicted model, not a curated record